Molecule: messenger RNA, 501 nt
Organism: Adineta ricciae
Lineage: Eukaryota; Metazoa; Rotifera; Eurotatoria; Adinetida; Adinetidae
Source: the annotation of a GenBank genome assembly
AUGGCUAAAUUGAUAAAAAAUAAAGUGAUGUCGUUCAACGACUCGUACUAUGGUGACUUCUCUCUUGACGUACCUCGAUUAAGUCGCCACGCCGUACAACGAGCACAAGAACGGAAGAUUCCUGUUGCAGAACUCUUGCAAUCUCGAAGCCACAUAAAUGCAUACGUAGAGAAGGUAGUGAACAAAAACGGUGUGGUCAUCACAGCGUAUCCACGUCAGCGUCUCCCUCCUAAUGAUGAUUUGCCCGAAAAUGCAAAACGCUUCACAUUCCCAAAAAAUGGUAUUGCUCUCUUCAUCGGUAAACAACAUGUCAAUAUCAAGCGUACUCAAGCAGAAUACAAUCUAAAAUCACUAUAUUUCGAUAAAUAUGAUACCCUGAUCGCUGUCGCAUUCACAAACGAUUAUGACUGGGCACCUUUCGAAAAAAUGAUCGAAACUGCACGCAAACGAAAAUACAAAUCACCAGAGCAGAUUCGUGCAAAGCAAAAUGAGAAGAAUUAA